CCCUUUCUUAGGGUUUUUUGUCACACACUUUACUUGAUUAUCGACAUGGCCGGAAUCAGGGUACAGCCGGACGAUGCAGACGUCUCGCAGGCAGCGCGGCAGGUGGCCGCCGUUGAUCUGAUCUCCGAUGACGAUCGGUCUGUGACGGCUGACUCCUGGUCCAUCAAGAGCGAGUACGGCAGUACUCUCGAUGACGAGCAGCGCCACGCUGAUGCUACUGAAGCCCUCUCCGCUGCCGCCUAUCGUGCCCCAUCAGAAUACAGUUCUGACAAGGAGGAGCCAGAUGCUGAAGCAGUUUCAUCAUUGCUGGGUUUUCAGAGUUAUUGGGACACUACAUAUGCAGAUGAGUUGGCAAAUUUUCGGGAGCAUGGUCAUGCUGGUGAAGUUUGGUUUGGAGCUGAUGUGAUGGAAAUUGUUGCUUCUUGGAGCAAAAACUUAUGCAUUGGAAUAUCUCAACGUCACUUGCCAAAUCAUGUAGAUAUUGCGAAUGAUUUGUCUGCUGGAGAGCCUGAAAAUGAGUUGUCUAAC
Molecule: messenger RNA, 528 nt
Organism: Olea europaea var. sylvestris
Lineage: Eukaryota; Viridiplantae; Streptophyta; Magnoliopsida; Lamiales; Oleaceae
Exons: 3
Biological process (GO): peptidyl-lysine dimethylation; peptidyl-lysine monomethylation
Cellular component (GO): cytoplasm
Molecular function (GO): protein-lysine N-methyltransferase activity
Source: RefSeq, a predicted model, not a curated record